GCGGGAUUGGAAAGGCCGAGCCAAGUCCGAAGGAAGCGGUCAACCGACGACAUCCAACUGCCACUCACAUGAGUUAGACUCAAAUCUCACCUAGCCACGUCAAAUGCCAUAGGAGGAAAUUACGCAUAAUGAGCUCCACUGAGCAGGACCACCAUCAGGACGGCGGCGAGAAGAAGACCGCCCCGACUGAGCCUGGGGCCGUCUCCUCCGCGCCGGAAGCUGCAGCUCCCGCGAGUGAGACCAACGAAACCGACAAAGCGGCCCAAGAGGAGGCUCCUGCAACCAAAGAAGAGGCUCCUGCCACCCAAGAGGAGGCCCCUGCAACGACGACGGAAUCCGACAAGGCGGCCCAAGAGGAGGCUCCCGCAACGACGACGGAGGCCGACAAGGCGGCCCAAGUGGAGGCUCCCGCAACGACGACGGAGACGGACGCGCCCGCAUCUAGUGAACCGAAGCCGGCCGCCGCCGCCACCGCCACCACCACCGGCACCACCGACACCGCCGUGCCAGCGCCGAUCGCCCAGCUGUGGGCUCUUGCAAAGGCCUCCGGCCACCCGGAAAUCUGGGGCGUGACGCUUGCCGAUCCCGCGGACCACGUCCCGACGCGCAUCAUCCUGCAGAAGUAUCUCAACGCCAACGAUGGCGACCUGCCCAAGGCCAAAGACCAGCUGAGCAAGACGCUGGAGUGGCGGGCGAAGAUGAAGCCGCUCGACCUGGUGCGCAAGGUGUUCAGCAAGGCCAAGUUCGACGGCCUGGGCUACGUGACGAAAUACGCCCAAGAAGGCUCCGCCGAGCCCGAGGGCGUCGAGGUGUUUACGUGGAACAUCUACGGGGCCGUCAAAUCCAUUGACGACACCUUUCGGAAGCUUGAAGAGUUCCUCGAGUGGAGAGUCGCGCUGAUGGAGCUCGCGCUCCAGGAGCUCGACCUCGGCUCGGCGACGAAGCCCAUCACGGCCGACUACGACCCCUACAAGAUCUUCCAGGUGCACGACUACAAGUCCCUCAGCUUCCUGCGCCAGUCGCCGCUGGUCCGGUCGGCCAGCACCGAGACCAUCCGCGUGUUUGCGCAGAACUACCCGGAGCUGCUCAAGGAGAAGUUCUUCGUCAACGUCCCCGCCGUCAUGGGCUUCAUCUACGCCUUCAUGAAGCUCUUCGUCGCCCCCAAGACCAUCAAGAAGUUCCACCCCAUGGCCAACGGCGCCAACCUGGCCAAGGAGUUUGCCGCGAGCAAGGUCUCGGGCCUCGGCGAGAGGCUGCCCGCCAACUACGGCGGCAAGGGCGGCGAGCUGAGUGCGCAGGGCAAGGGCCCGCUGCUUGAGUAAAGGCGCGACAGGCGAGAACUCGCGCGGCGUGUGUUGAUGCAGAUGUGUCGGCGCUGCUCGUCCCUAAUAACAUGAGCUGUUGCAGUAUAAUAGAGUAGCUAGCGGUCGUUUAGUGCUUUUUUUCACACGGCAAGAAAUCCAGUUCUACGUCACCGCCUGUCCCAUUGAGCCACCAUACAUUAGGCUCAGUGAGAAGGUUGCGUUUGUGUGUACGAUAUAUCAAUCAAAAAUAUGGAGUGAGAGGCGACGUCUUGGCUCCUUCAGCUAGAGACAGCGCAGGAGUGAGAUUGGGGCAACAUAUGGAAGAGGCUGUUCCACUUCUGCC
This is a messenger RNA of Thermothielavioides terrestris NRRL 8126, 1647 nucleotides long. RefSeq lists its product as uncharacterized. The record is from RefSeq and is a predicted model, not a curated record. Bases 129 to 1322 code for a protein of 397 amino acids. NCBI's taxonomy places the organism in Eukaryota, Fungi, Ascomycota, Sordariomycetes, Sordariales, Chaetomiaceae. Gene Ontology annotation, biological process: regulation of exocytosis; Golgi to plasma membrane protein transport. Gene Ontology annotation, molecular function: phosphatidylinositol transfer activity. The transcript has 2 exons. Gene Ontology annotation, cellular component: cortical endoplasmic reticulum; plasma membrane; cytosol.